Egretta garzetta (little egret) is the source of this 2205-nucleotide messenger RNA. It is a transcript of the gene SLCO4A1, whose product is annotated as solute carrier organic anion transporter family member 4A1. The coding region runs from base 1 to 2205 and encodes 734 amino acids. The record is from RefSeq and is a predicted model, not a curated record. Gene Ontology annotation, biological process: transmembrane transport; sodium-independent organic anion transport. Gene Ontology annotation, molecular function: protein binding. The transcript has 11 exons. NCBI's taxonomy places the organism in Eukaryota, Metazoa, Chordata, Aves, Pelecaniformes, Ardeidae. Gene Ontology annotation, cellular component: membrane.
AUGGCAAUGCCCCAGAACUCAACCAGAGAAAAUGGCUUUUGUUUCGCUCAGACGCUCGACUUCUCCCACCCAUCUCCUCCUCCCGGCGAGGCCGGCCGGACCUUUGAUGCCCUGAGCGGACGGGAGCCAUGCGGCACCCCGCUGAGCAACGGCACGGCAUCUUCCAGUGCACCCAGCCCCUCCGACUCGUGUGCCAAACCCCUCUGCUCCACCACCCCGGGAGACAAGGAGACCCAAUUCAACGAAGGGAUUAAAUACGUGUCGGCCGAAGGGGAGGAACUGGCGUGCGGCUGGGGGGCGUUCACCCCUGGGUGCUUACAACUCUUUAACACGUCUAAGGGUGUCUUGUUCUUCCUCUGCGUGGCCUCCUUCCUGCAAGGCAUGACGGUGAAUGGCUUCAUCAACACGGUCAUCACCUCCAUUGAGCGGCGCUUUGACCUCCACAGCUACCAGAGCGGGCUGAUCGCCAGCUCCUAUGACAUCGCAGCGUGUGUCUGCUUGACCUUUGUCAGCUACUUUGGGGGGAACGGCCACAAACCGCGAUGGCUGGGUUGGGGUGUGCUGGUCAUGGGCUUGGGCUCCCUGCUCUUCGCCUUGCCCCACUUCACCACGGGACGGUACGAGGCGCGCUCAGCGGCAGAAGUGGGCAUCUGUGGGGGGAACCAGAGCCUGCCCUGCGCCCAGGCUGCCUCCAGCCUCUCCAGCUACAGGUUCAUCUUCAUGCUGGGGCAGUUCCUGCACGGGAUGGGAGCCACGCCGCUCUACACGCUCGGCGUCACCUAUUUAGAUGAAAACGUCAAGACUAACUACUCCCCUGUGUACAUUGCUGUCUUCUACACUGCUGCAAUCCUUGGGCCUGCAGCGGGUUAUCUGGUAGGAGGAAUGUUUCUAAAUAUUUAUACUGAAAUUGGCAGAGAGAUCGACAUCGCCCCAGAGAAUACGCUGUGGGUAGGGGCAUGGUGGAUCGGCUUCCUCGGGGCCGGAGCAGCCUCCCUCCUCAUCUCCAUCCCCAUCCUGGGGUACCCCCAGCGCCUCCCAGGAUCCCAGCGGUAUAUCGUUAUGAGGGUGUCAGAGGCUCAUCAGCUAAAGGAUGGGAGCCACAAAAAAGCAUCGGAUCCAGACUUUGGGAAAACAGUUAAAGAUCUACCUCGAUCAGUAUUGCUGCUUCUGAAGAACCCCACCUUCAUCUUCCUCUGCCUAGCGGGAGCGACCGAAGCCACCCUCAUUGCUGGGAUGUCCACAUUCGGACCCAAGUUCCUGGAGUCUCAGUUUAGUUUAAGUGCCUCUGAAGCUGCUACCUUUUUUGGUUAUCUGGUCGUGCCAGCUGGAGGGGGAGGCACAUUCCUGGGAGGAUUCCUUGUGAAUAAAUUUAAACUCCGCUGUUCAGGAAUCAUCAAGUUGUGUUUACUUUGCACGGUGUCAAGUCUGCUGGCUAUAUUCAUUUUUUUUAUUCACUGCCCUAACAUGCCGAUGGCAGGAGUAACCCAGACGUACGAGGGAAGUGCUUUGCCUGGUGGCCACCUAAACCUUACAGCAGCCUGCAAUGCUGAGUGUGGCUGCCUACAGGAGACCUACAGCCCUGUCUGUGGCAGUGAUGACAUCAUGUAUUACUCUCCCUGCCACGCUGGGUGCACAAAAGUGUCCGAAAACCUCAGGAAUGGCAAGAAGGUCUAUCAUGAGUGCAGCUGCAUUGAGAAGACCCUCUUGCCCGGCCCCGGUGAUGCAGAGGCAGGGAAAUGCACCUCCUCUUGUGCAAAAAGGCCCCUGCUCCUGUUCUUCAUGUUCGUGGUGAUCCUCUUCACCUUCCUGAGCAGCCUUCCUGGCCUGACGGCUCCUCUCAGGUGUGUCUCUGACAGGCAAAGGUCAUUCGCCCUCGGGAUCCAGUGGAUCGUAGUACGAACACUAGGAGGCAUCCCUGGCCCCAUCGCCUUUGGGUCCAUGAUUGAUAAAUCCUGCCUGCUCUGGCAGGACCAGUGCGGCGAGCAAGGUUCUUGCUACAUUUACCAGAACUCAGCCAUGAGCCGAUACACCCUCAUCGCUGGACUGGUCUACAAGGUGCUUGGGACAAGCUUCUUUAUAGUCGCCUGUUUACUCUACAAACCCCCGCCACCGGAGUCUGCUCCGGGCAGCUCAGAUGCAUCUGAAAAUGGCAACUGUGACCUCCAGGAACACAAACCUUCGCUGCCGGCUGAAGAGGAUAUAUAG